UAUCUUCCGGAAAAAGUAGACACGAACGUAGUUCUCGUGUGCAGUAAACGUGGGCACUGUGUCUAGUAAAUUAUUUUUUAUCAAGUAAUAAGCCUUUGCAAUGACUGAAGGUAAAGGACCGGCGACUUCUAAGCCGGCAAAACAAUUACUCGCUUUGGACCCGAGUGAAGAGGCUGAAUUCAAGAAAAAAGUACAAGCCGUAAAGAAAAGACCCAGAAAGGGUCACCGUCUGAAUCCAGGCGUAAUCUAUGUUGGACACAUUCCCGUUGGUCUAUUCGAGACUCAACUGAAAUCAUACUUUCAACAGUUUGGAACAGUUGUAAGGUUACGGCUUGCGAGGAGUAAAAAGACAGGUGGGAGCAAAGGCUAUGCAUUUGUUGAGUUUGAAUGUGAUGAAGUGGCCAAGAUUGUUGCAGAGACCAUGAACAACUACCUUAUGGGAGAAAGACUGAUCAAAGCUCACGUGGUCCCCCCUGAGAAGGUGCAUGAGAAGCUGUUUGUGGGCUCCCAGAGAGAGUUUAAGAAGCCAAAGCAGCCGUCUGUGGCUCGCUAUAACCAGAAGCACACUCCAGAGAGAGUGACCAAGAUGGCAGAGACGCUCCUGAAGAAGGAGACCCAGCUUCGCAAGAGACUGGCAGAGAAGGGCAUAGAGUACGACUUCCCUGGAUUCGCUGCCCAAGUGCCACCAAAGAAAAAGUCCACAGAAAUGAAUGCAUCCACAUGUAGUGAGGACAUCACCCCAGUCUGCACCCCGUCUUUCAUGGAAAGGAGGAAGUCCACAAGGGUUACAGAUGACGAUGUCGAUGACGAAAUCGUCAUCAACGCCACACCUGCUCCCAAGUCUAGAGUCAGGGGCGAAGGCGAGGAGGACCAGGAGGAGGACGACUCCUCAGAGGAGGGAGAUUACGAGCACGCAGAUGACGUGGAGCCCUUACAAGGAAACGAGGCACCCACAGAGGAGGAAGGAGCACAGUAGUGGGACACGCAACAUUGAUGGACAGUUUCCUUCUCGCAUUGCUUUGCAUUUAAAAGCAGUCUUUUGUACAUAAUAAUCAGAACUCUUGUGUAUGAUACACAGCGGGUGUCUGGUCAGAUUAAAUUGAUGUUGGUGGACAGUGGAACACGAGUGUCUUUGUUGUCAUCUCAAAGGCUGCAUUGUUUCAAUAUGUGAAGAGGAAAUAGGUUUGCAACUGCAAAGGUUUUUUCUAUCAGGUGACCCUGAAAUGGGCCACACCCUGAUGGUAGAAUAGUCAAGCUUGACUGCCAUACAAGUGUCUGUUCUUGCGCUGAUUGAUGGUUUUAUCUGAGGGUCCUUUAUCAUUAUGAGUUCUCAAAAAUAUACGCUGAAUCUGUAAUUAAAGUAAAUGGCCUUAGUAGAAUUUGUCAAUUCUGUCAUGUUAUGAGCCAUAAAUGGGGAUGUUUAUUUCUGUCAUUCUCCACUAGAUGUCACUGUUCACAAAGCGUUUGGAGAAUGGUCUGAAUCCUAGGUAGGGCUGUGCCCCUGUUCUUUGGUAUCAGUGGUUAUUGUAGGGGCAUUUACAAAAGUGCAUUUCAAAGGGGGGUAAUAUAGGCAUAUGUAAUUUAUAUGGUGUCACUUCUUGGUUUUAAUCAUAAAUUAACAUCACUGACAGGUGCUUCAAGUCCUUUGUAGUGUAUAGUGAUGAUUAAAGAUGUUGUACAUUAAAUUCAGAAAUUCAGCGUUUGUUACAUA
Molecule: messenger RNA, 1711 nt
Organism: Hypomesus transpacificus
Lineage: Eukaryota; Metazoa; Chordata; Actinopteri; Osmeriformes; Osmeridae
Gene: nifk
Product: nucleolar protein interacting with the FHA domain of MKI67
Exons: 6
Coding region: 101-976 (291 amino acids)
Biological process (GO): maturation of LSU-rRNA from tricistronic rRNA transcript (SSU-rRNA, 5.8S rRNA, LSU-rRNA)
Cellular component (GO): nucleolus
Molecular function (GO): RNA binding
Source: RefSeq, a predicted model, not a curated record